Molecule: messenger RNA, 2044 nt
Organism: Racocetra fulgida
Lineage: Eukaryota; Fungi; Glomeromycota; Glomeromycetes; Diversisporales; Gigasporaceae
Source: the annotation of a GenBank genome assembly
AUGAUUGCUGAAGUCGUCAUUUCUCAAACUUAUACAAAUGUCGAAAACGAUACAAUUGAAGCGAUUUAUAAAUUUCCAACACACGAAUCUGCGGCUAUAUGCGCCUUUGAGGCUGAAAUUGAUGGUAAAAAAGUCAAAGGUAUUGUUAAAGAAACACAGGAGGCCGUAAAAGAAUACAAUACUGCUAUUCAGACUGAACUUAAACAUGACUCAGAAACUGAAAAAAUUCGUUUUGUAAUUCCCACUUCAAUUGCUCCGAGAUAUGGAAGCUAUGGACCAUCAGAAAUUUCUUCUUUCGCAAGCAAUUUACCCCUUGUCAACACUGUUAAUCCAACUAGUAACUUAUCAAUUUCUGUUACGUGUCGAAUGACAUCCGUCAUUACAAGUAUUGAAUCACCAUCCCAUUAUAUAUCAACUGAAUUAAAUAUUGAUGGGGACCCAAAAAUUUCUAGAAUUACUUUGAAUGAGCAGACAACUUAUUUGGAAAAAGAUUUCGUAUUGGUCGUUAAGAGUCAAGUGACCGAGACGAAUUGUGCUAUGUUAACUUUGGUUCCAAAAUUUGCUAUUAAUCCAACUUUGACUGAAUUGAUAUUUGUUGUUGAUAGAUCUGGCUCUAUGGUGGAAGCUCCUAUCCGAAAGGCCGCUCAAGCACUUGAAUUAUUCCUACGAUCACUCCCAGAAGAUUCAUUUUUCAAUGUUGUAUCAUUUGGUAGUCAUUACGACUCACUUUUUCCGAAAAGUCAACCUAAUUCUCAAUCGGCGAUCUCAGCCGCCCUUUCGCUUGCUCAAAAUAUGACAGCGAAUUAUAAUGGAACAGAAAUGUAUCAAUGUUUGAAAUGGGUCCUUGAAAAUAAGAGAAAUGAUAUGCCAACCGCCGUAAUUCUUCUUACAGAUGGUAGUGUUUGGAAUGUAGAUCAAAUUGCCGAAUUGGUUCGAUCAAAGGUAGAAGAAAGCAAUGACCUUCGUUUAUUCUCUUUGGGGAUCGGAAGGAAUGUAGCUCAUAAUUUAGUAGAAGCUGUCGCACGCGCUGGAAAAGGAUACGCACAAUUCGUAACUGACUGUAAUAACGAUGGAUUUGAAAAAAAAAUUAUUGGAUUUUUGAAAAAUUCAAUCAGACCUCCAAUUAAAGAUUAUAAAGUCGAAUGGACUGAAAAUGGUGUCAUAGAAGUCGAGGAUGAUGAACCUUCAAAAAACAUUUUAGAGAGACCAAUUAUCAGCUUUUUUAAUGAAGGUGAUGAAUCUCUUCCUCAGCUACCACCAGAAGAUGAUUUUAUUUCGAGAUUACAAUUCCUACAAGCACCGUACGAUAUUCCACCAAUUUAUCGAGGAGUUCGUUUAAUAGUUUAUUGCAUACUUGCAAAGGGGGUUGAACCUAGGAAGAGUAUUACACUUUCUGCGAUGUCUCAGGAUGGUUCAAUGAGGUUGGAAAUUCCGAUUGAUCCCGUCACAUUGCAAGGAACUAAGAUACAUACACUUGCAGCGCGUAAACUUAUUCAAAAUCUUGAAGAUGGAACUUCAUUUCUUCAUAAACAUCAGAAAUAUCGAGGAAAACAAGUUCCUAAUUCUAUUGUUCGUAAUCAGAUCGUUGCUUUAGAUGUAGAUAUGACUAAAGAACAAGGUCAUAAACCAUUACAAAUGGUGGUGCCAAACUAUACCCCACCUAAUUAUCAAAAGGUUGGAUUUGGAAGUAACCAAUCCAAUUAUUCUGUGUUUUCCCAACAAAAUCCUCAGACUAUUGGAUUUGGCCAAAUCCCAGGCCAUAUGUCAUUUAAUAGUUCUUCGAUUAAUAAAUCUGCUUUUGGAGCUCAACCGUGUCUAUCUCAAUUUGGUGGAUUCGCAGUUCCAACUAGUACACAACCUCAAGCAUGUUCAGGGAUACGAUUUGGUGGAUUCAAUAAAGAAGUUAAUACACAAAAUUCACCAAAUUUAUCUCGAUUUGGUGGAUUUGCAGUUACACAAUCUUCGAAUAAUGGUGGAUUUGGAUUUGGAUCAGCAACUCAAACAGCCAGUCAAUCACUAUUUGGACAAAAUACGUCGAAUAGUG